Messenger RNA from Enterobius vermicularis (human pinworm), 2214 nucleotides. NCBI's taxonomy places the organism in Eukaryota, Metazoa, Nematoda, Chromadorea, Rhabditida, Oxyuridae. The record is from the annotation of a GenBank genome assembly.
AUGGUUGUGGGAGCUGGUGAUGCAAAUGAUAAAGUUGCGUUAUCUGAGGAGGAUGAGAAAAGGAAACAUCUGAUUACUCGGGAUUUGCAGGAAAUUCUCGGACUUGAAAAAUUAGUAAAGCAAAUCAGUAGUGGUAAGACGAUUCACAUAUAUUGGGGGACUGCAACAACUGGAAGACCUCAUGUUGGAUACUUUGUCCCGAUGCGGAAAAUUGCGGAUUUCCUAAAAGCUGGUUUGAAAGUUACCAUUUUGUUUGCGGACCUUCACGCGUUUUUAGAUAAUAUGAAAAGCACAUGGGAACUGUUAGAAAAUCGUGUCAUGUAUUAUGAGCACGUUAUUAAAGCACUUUUAACAGCUUUCAAUGUCCCGAUUGAGAAACUUCAUUUUGUUCGUGGCACGUCUUACGAACUUACUAGGGAAUAUACUUCCGACAUAUUGAGAUUGGCUAAUGAAGUUUCAAGAAGAGAUGCAUUACGUGCAGGGGCUGAAGUUGUUAAACAGGUCGCUUCGCCGUUACUAAGCGGUUUACUGUACCCCCUUUGCCAAGCAGUUGAUGAGCAGUAUCUGAAAGUUGAUGGCGAAUUUGGUGGCGUAGAUCAAAGAAAAAUAUUUAUUUUAGCAGAGGAGCAGCUACCAAAAAUUAAAUUAGGAAAACGUUUCCAUUUGAUGAACGCAAUGGUUCCUGGCCUGCAUGGUUCCAAGAUGAGCAGUUCUGAAGAGGGUUCAAAGAUUGAUCUUUUGGAUCCACCAGAAGUUGUUGCCGCUAAAAUUAAUAGCGCUUUGUGCGAAAAAAACUCAGACGAGAAUGGCGUUCUAGCUUUUUAUGAGUUUAUUUUGUUCCCGAUAAUGGUUCAGCAUUCUGUAGUGGUUGGCAAUAGACCGUAUAACUACUACCGAGACUUGAAAAGCGAUUUCGAGAACAACAAAAUUAGUGAGACGGAUUUGAAAGAAACUCUAAAGAAGUUUCUGUGUGACAUUUUGGCGAUUGUUCAAAAACAGUGUUGUAAUGAGGAGAUGCAAAUGAUAAUUGAGAAGGCUUAUUCUGAGUCUCAAUCCAAACCAGCUUCCAAAACGUCGAAGGACAUGGAAGAACCUUGCUUACCUUCAGAUCUCGCUGACAUAUAUCAGAGAAUUGUUGGGAAGUCUAAGCUACCUUUGCUUAAACCUCUAAUUCUUCUUCAUUUUCAGGUUUUGGACGAACUACGUGUGAAGUCAAAAAUUGCAUUUGGUGAACCGCUAAAAAUUCUCUUUAUGGUUGGGCCCAAAGGGCGUUUUCACCUUGGAUUUAUCAUGCCCUUGCUGAAAAUUCGGGAUAUUCAACGGAUAAUUAAGUGUAAUAUUACUGUAGUGAUAAGCGAUAUUGAAGCUUUUAUUGAUAACGGGAAGUGUGCAUGGACGGUUCGAGAUGGCCGCAGUAAUUACUACAAAGUCGUUUUAAAUCAGCUUUUUGAUGCUCUAGGGAUUAAGGAUGUCACAGUGCUUCAGGGUUCUGCUCAUCAGCUUGAACCGUGCUUUGUUCCGCCUUCUAGAGAUUAUACUUUGGAGAUGUACAAAAUGGCUUCUAAAGUCACUCGUGAUGAUGCAGCUUUGCUGGAUGGAACAUCCUUAGCAACCCUUCUUUCGCCACUUUACUUCACUAUCGAGCAGUAUCAUCAAAACGCUGAUUUAGUUGUUAUGGGAGAAGACAUGCAGCGCUUUGCAUUGCUUGCUUCAGAAUUGAUUAGACGUCAAGGGAAAGAUCCACGAACGCAAAUGCUUGUGCCAGUUCUCCCGGCAAUGUCAGGAAAUAAAAUGUCUGCAACAGAUCCAGAAUUCCAUCUUGAUUUUUGUGAUACUGCUAAGCAAGUGAGGCAAAAGAUCGGUCGUUCCUUUUGCGAACCUGGCAAUGUGAAGAACAACGUUGCUUUGCGUUUGGCAGAAAUGUUUGUUUUUCCUGUGAUUAACAAAGGCAAGUAUUAUAAUCCACAAUUCUUAACGCAGUUAGUUAUCAAGCGAACUGCAGAAAAUGGAGGUGAUAUUACGGUUGUAAAUUACAGUGAUUUGGAGAAUAUUUUUGCCAGUGAACGGUUACAUCCUGGUGAUUUAAAAAGUGCUGUAAUUGAAGUUGUGAAUGAUUUUUUUAACAAAUUCAGAGCCAUUCCCGAUUUGCAAAAAGUGUUAUCUGCUGCAUUUCCUGUAGUAAAAGGGGGUAAAAAACAGCAAACAAAAAAAUGA